AAUUAAGAGUCCAGCCCAACAAUUUAACAGCCGUGAACAGCAGAUUACUGUCUGCUUCACAUCAACAAGGCUCAAUGUUUCUGGUCUGCGUCGUGAAACUUUUCCUUCUACACAGCUAGAGUACACGUUUUAAUAACAGGAGUUCCAGUCGCAUUAUUUCAUGGCUCGACUUUGAAAAACAAAACAAACUAUCGGAUCCGAGAGACCAAAUGUAUGCUGGUCACACAGACUGGAACCCCAGUACAUGGUCCUUGAGAUCCUUUCCCUCACAGGUCAGUGCUUCUGUCAGUGAACUGGAUCCCAUUGGUAUUAACUGCUGCCACCAGCGUCCCCAGCCUUUACUGCAAUUGAGAGAAAGAUCAGGUUUGAGCACAGCUGCCACAGACUGCAAUGUCAUCAAAAAUGCAGAGCUCCAGUAGCAUAGCUCAUGCCAGGCGGACAGUGCAGCAGCUGAGGAUAGAGGCCAGCAUCGAGAGAAUAAAGGUGUCCAAGGCUUCAUCAGACCUGAUGCGCUACUGUGGAGAACAUGGGAAGAAUGACCCGCUGCUUAUGGGGAUCCCCGCUUCAGAAAACCCUUUCAAGGACAAAAAGCCUUGCACUGUUUUGUAGGGGAUCACCUGCACUCCUUUUUAUUCUUAUGUAAAAAAAAAAGCUGAUAGUAAUACUGUUCACAAUGUAUCUGAAGACCAGUGUACCACCCUAACAUUCACAUGCCCGCUGCAGUUUAGGAAUGAAUGCCUCUCUGCCUUGCAGCCAGAUACCAGUUACACCAAAGAACAGGCAGAAGUCUAAAGCUGUGGCCUCGGAUCAAAACGUUAGCUCAAACAAAGAUGAUUACAAGUUUGCACGAUGGUUUUGUGGUGACUUUUGUUUCUCUGCACAAGAUUUGUCCGACAAUAUGCAGAAGGCCACAGACCUUGGCUUGCAAGGAGCUGUGCCAUUUAUGGGAGAGUUCCUGACUCUCUAAUUAUCACAGCGUGCAUAAACAAGCCCCUUAAAUCAUCAGUCCAAUCAGAUUUAGGCUUUCACCUCUUACUUUCAUCAGGCUUGCUUCAGGAAACAGUUGUUGAGGUUUGUGUGCUACUGGUAAUGAGCACUUGAGGUAAUGAUAUCCUGUCAGGGGACGAGUAAACUGUGCCGUCCAUCACAUGAAGACAAAUGGAAAGAAUGAAGGUCCAUUGCCACGGAUGAACAUCUUCUGCUUAAUAUUUAGUAAUCUAGUCACUGUCAGAAAUAAUAGCCUUGAAAAACUGGCCAUUAAAUUGUUCCCAACUCUGUCUUAGCAUCGACAGCAAUCAAAUUGGUUCCCAUUGUCCCGACACAUGUCCUGUCUGUAUAAUUCAGCCUUUCCAGAGAACAACAACUCAGUUAAAUGUUUAUUGGAUUUUUGUUGAGAUAUUAUUGAGAAUUUCUUUUGCCACUGUUAGGAUACAGAAUAGUUCACUUAAAUGUAGACGCAGACUGUUAGGAUAAAUAGACACUGGAUUUUCUGUUUCCUUUCCGUCAAGCUAGUUGCAUUCCUGUUAUAGGACUUUCCAUACCUACUUCAUUUUGAAUCCAAUGCAAAGCUAUUAAAUGUCAUGAAUGUGAUGUCUAAAUUGGGAAGCCUGAAUACCGGAGGGGUGAAACAGUCAUGAUGUCUUUUUUUAACUCAUUUUGUUCUAAUUUGCCUUAUAAAUGUAUUUAAAAACUUUGAUCAAAUUAUCAAAAUGAAAUAAUUGUAGAUAAACGUACCUGUGUGAACUUUUGAGAUAAUUGUGCAUGACCCUUUGGCAUGAGGUAUUCCUUAAUUUAUGUAAACAUGUAUUAUGACGCCAUCAUUGCUGAAACAAGGAAAGGAUUCAGGAUCUGUGCCGUCUUACCAAAUCUACCCAUUUACUGGUACUAUUAGACUUUAGGUGUCCCAAAAUACAUAUAUAUUUUGUUAGCAGUUUGCUGUUUUCUGUCUGCAGAGCCGAGGCUUAAAACGUACUAUUCAGGCACUUUAAAACCUGUAAACACCAGGUGACUGUUAAACUCUUGAGUUUAAAACAUUCCACGUUUACAACUGCUCUAAAAUAUACUUUGAUUUUAUGAUAGCGUAUGACUGGCAGUGUGUAGCUGUCAUUUGUGUUGUGUGCUCAUGCAAAACAUAAGCAACAAUUUAGCAAUUUUACCAGCCUUAAUAAAAUGAAGUGAUCUGGCUUCAACCUCUGAACUACCUUUUAGUCACACAAGUGCUGUUGUCUAAUACUGUAAAUAAGAAAGGCCAUUACGUAAAGGGAGUAUUAUCUUUCUAUAGGCUAUUAACUCUGUAUGACAUCAUAUUUCAAAGUGACUCAUGUUCAACAAUGAAUUGCAUCAAGAUAUGUCCAUAAGUAUUGUAGCACAGUAUUUCCAUGAACCGUAGUAUGUUUGCUUUUAACUGUUUAAUGUACUUGAUAGGAGUGUACUGAUUUAUUCAAACCUCAAUUUUAAAUUUCUUACCAGUGAAUAUUAAGUUGUGUUUUUAUUAGAAAAGAAAUUACAAUGUUUGUGGUUUCUCACACCUGGUGAGUGUAGGUAACAGCUUACUGUAUGUCAUAUUCUGCCUUUACCUGUCUGUUUUGUUUUGUUGCAACUAUUGUAAGAUUAAAAAAACAACAACUAAACCUUAGGGCAAAAGCGGUGCUGGUCGCUAA
Messenger RNA from Micropterus salmoides (largemouth bass), 2660 nucleotides. It is a transcript of the gene gng12b, whose product is annotated as guanine nucleotide-binding protein G(I)/G(S)/G(O) subunit gamma-12. The record is from RefSeq and is a predicted model, not a curated record. The coding region runs from base 391 to 609 and encodes 72 amino acids. Gene Ontology annotation, molecular function: G-protein beta-subunit binding. Lineage: Eukaryota; Metazoa; Chordata; Actinopteri; Centrarchiformes; Centrarchidae. The transcript has 4 exons. Gene Ontology annotation, biological process: G protein-coupled receptor signaling pathway. Gene Ontology annotation, cellular component: heterotrimeric G-protein complex.